Ectocarpus siliculosus is the source of this 1434-nucleotide messenger RNA. Lineage: Eukaryota; Phaeophyceae; Ectocarpales; Ectocarpaceae. The record is from the annotation of a GenBank genome assembly.
AUGGCUGUAGAUGGUGGUCACAAAACACUGGUGGUGAUUGGAGGGGGAGCAGCAGGCUACUUCGGUGCCAUUCAAGCCGCCGCUAGUAGCACAAGUGGGUUGAACGUGAUCGUGCUCGAGGCAGCCAAGCUACCUCUCCAAAAGGUCAAGAUAUCAGGCGGAGGCCGGUGCAACGUGAUGCAUGACAGCGCAAAGGCGGUGUCGCUCAUCGCCAAAGGGUAUCCCAGAGGGAGCAAGCAACUCAUUGGGCCAUUUAAGUCUCUCUUCGGGCCGGAGGACGCCGCCGCGUGGUUCGGCUCGAGGGGGGUCAGGCUCAAAACGGAGGGAGAUGGACGCAUGUUUCCUGUCACGGACGAUAGCCAGACAAUCAUCGACUGCCUGGAAGAAGCCGCGCGCGAAGCCUCAGUCGAGGUCGUCACUUCUGCAAGAGUCACGUCCGUGCUCAAACGUCGAGCCGAACCCGCGGAAGCCGGUCCUGCCACCGAUGGCACCGAUGGUGUCGAAGCACAACCGCAGCAACAGCCGCCGCGGUUUGAGCUGGAGUUCGCCACGUUUCUCCGAGCUUUGCUGCUAGAGGUACCGCUUGCUUCGUUCGGUCCCAGUUCUAAUGGGAUGCGCGCUACUGUGGUAACUGUUUUUCGUUGGAAAAAUACUUGCGGAUACUUUUGUUUUAUCAAAGGCAGUCGGUAUUUUGGUUUCGGUGUGUCCACAAGCACAGCUCAACCAGGAACUCUCCGAGGUCGUUCUUCAUGCCGCUCACGGAUCUGUUUUCUUUCCUUGCAUCUGUCCUCCCAGAGCCUUUGUUUUUCUUCAUUUCUCUUUAGCGCUUUCUCGCCCCACGUUUCCUCCCGCUUCGUCAGGUUAGAAGGGUUGUCCGGGCUGUCGGUCCAAGACGCCGAGCUCAAGCUCUUCGCUGACGAGAAACCCGAGAGUUCCUCCGCCGCGAAGGCAGGAAGACCGGCCGGGAGCAGAGUCUCGGCGGAGGGAGAGGGAGGGGUUGGAGAGGACGAUGCUCGGCCGGGAGGGGCGGAGGCGGCGGCAGUAGCGGCAGGCAACGGCGAGUCUGCCGGCGGUGGCAAGAAGAAGAAGAGAAAACGGGGGAAGAAACAAGCGGCCGUUACGCAGCGAGGACCGCUCUUGAUAACGCAUACAGGGGUGUCUGGGCCGGCCGCGUUAAAGCUGUCGGCUUUCGGGGCGCGAGUGCUGAACGAGAGCGGCUACAGGGGUAGGCUCGUGGUGAACUGGAUGGCGGGCAACAACCCGAGCAAGGCAAGCUCAGCUCUUACCGUCCGCGCUUCGUUGCACGCCAGUUGAGACCAAUCCCUGCGGGCUCGGACUAAGACACGCAGACGAGUCGAUUGUGGUAGAGCUUUCGAAUCGAUUUAUUUUGAGCGGUGCGGGCCCUCGCUUCGUUUCCGGGAAUCAUGUUGUGAA